Oncorhynchus gorbuscha (pink salmon) is the source of this 964-nucleotide messenger RNA. It is a transcript of the gene nudt15, whose product is annotated as nudix (nucleoside diphosphate linked moiety X)-type motif 15. The record is from RefSeq and is a predicted model, not a curated record. The transcript has 3 exons. NCBI's taxonomy places the organism in Eukaryota, Metazoa, Chordata, Actinopteri, Salmoniformes, Salmonidae. Gene Ontology annotation, biological process: dGTP catabolic process. Gene Ontology annotation, molecular function: 8-oxo-7,8-dihydrodeoxyguanosine triphosphate pyrophosphatase activity. The coding region runs from base 167 to 622 and encodes 151 amino acids. Gene Ontology annotation, cellular component: cytosol.
UUCACGUGUCAACCUGGCUAGUUCCGUUCCGUUCGUUGCGGAGGAGGAGCUGUGCGUGGUGAAGUUGCCUGAAACGAUAGAAGAGCAUAUGCCAUUGCAUGUGUUUAUAGUAGAGCUAUUUGCUUAUAGUUUUACUAACUGAAUUACCGUGGUCUGAUUUGACGAGAUGACACAAAACUGCAGACCCCUCCAGCGCCCUGGUGUCGGAGUCGGGGUUCUGGUCACAGAUUCAGCUCAUUCCAGCUGCGUCCUCGUUGGGAAGCGAAAAAGUGCAAUGGGCAAAGGAACGUAUCAGCUACCUGGCGGUCAUCUAGAAUUUGGAGAGACCUGGGAAGAAUGCGCACACAGGGAGGUGAUGGAAGAGGCAGGAGUGCGCCUGAAAGAAGUCAGGUUCGCAUCCGUGGUGAACUCCAUCAAGCUCGAUGAGCAGUACCACUACAUCACCAUCAUCAUGCAAGGAGAAGUGGACAGGAGCUACCCAGCAGAGCCAGUCAAUCUCGAACCAGAGAAAAAUGAAGGUUGGACAUGGACACGGUGGGACCAAUUUCCUCAAGAGGACCAACUCUUCCUGCCUCUGGCCUGCCUGAGACAACAGGGCUUCCAGCCGUUCAACACCACAUAACACUGCAGCUACCCAGAAACAGAGAAGAGAGGGGCGAAGCACAGGGAUAGAAGAAUCCAUUAGAACUGCUUUGUAGGACCUAAUCAAGUCAGGCAGUUGGGUAUACAUGGUAACGGUUGAACUAAUGUUGAUUAGCACCUUUGGUUGGGUAAACAUGGCAACGGUUGCUGGACUUAUGAAGGGACAGCUCAUGGAUCUAACAGAAGGAAGUUAUGACAACAAAUCAUUACGGUUUGAGUGUAUUUAUUUAAAUGAAAUGUUAAUGCAAAGCACACUACUACAAAUAACCUGUAUGUGUUUUGUCAAUAUUAAAAGUAACAUAAGAAGUAGAUGAUAAUUUAA